CACAUGUUACAUGUAUAUAGUUUUUUUCUUAAAACAUUGACCAUAUCUUCAUAUGCUGCAAAACUGCGUUCAUAAGAUAAAAUAAUUAUAAGUUAAGAGAUAGUGAUAUGUGUGUUGAGUUUGAUCCACCGAACACACACGCACCUCACCUCCCACUAGAAGCCAAUUAACCAAAAGUUGAGAAAAUAAGACUUAAGUGGAAACAUUGAAAAAAAACAAAAGGCAGAUUAUAUAUAAAAGUGGAUGCAACACGCUAUGUUUGUACAAUACCCAUUUCUUUGAUUCUCACAUAUGUUUUUUUUUUUGACAAACUCUCACAUAUGUUUUGCUUCAAAGCUUUGCCCACUUUCUUCUUACUCAAUGAUUCUUUAGGAGGAGAGGUAACAUUGCUUAUGCUUUAAAGUUGGUGAGACAUACUACGGAAGAGGAGCAAUCAUCCAGAAGGUAUUGUAUUGAUUAGGAAUCCCUCUCGUGUGAAUAUCGAAGUUGCUCCGGUUCUACAACGAGCAAAGCAAGGUGAACGAUGGAGGGUGAUACUCCUGGCGAUACUAAAAAGAAUGAACAUCAUCAGUUGAUGAAUGUGAACAAUGACGUGAGUCCUUCAAGCCUAAACAGCUCACCAAAGUCGAGAAACUUGUUACGAAAGAAAGAUGGACGAUGCUUGGCGGUUUUGAGCAGCGGCAAGUGUUUACAGAUAUUUAAAAACAGCCCCAAAGUAUCAUGUAGUCACGAGUUCUCUACUUCUUCUCCAAGUCAUUUCUUGAGGAAACCAGGAGCAGACUCUAAUGCUGCUGAUCAGUCUAGGAAGGUAAUCUCUUUACCUAGCAACAACACCUUCUCGUCUCCAUCUAGAGACGUUUCUCAAGGAACCCUUCAGUUCACUAUGAGAGCCAAUGGAAUGCCUCGUUUUGUUUUCAAAUUGGACAAUCAAAAAGAUGUUUAUGUAGCAAGCUUAAGCAGCAAGGAUGAAGACCAAAGUGGUUUAGAGUAUUCGUAUAUGAUUCAUCUGCAAAGAAGAGAAUCAUCAUCAUCAUCGCUUCUAGUUGGUAGAAUUAAGGUGUCAACCUUGUCCUCAGGUUCAUUGUUGAAUGAGAGAUUCAUAGAGAGAAAGUUUGUUUUGUUCAGCAACAAUUGUGAGCAUUCACAGACACCGUGUAAGAAGAAAAAUAGAGGAUUGUGUGAAAAAGUAGUCGGUGUGAUGAAGAACAACAAUGAGCAGAUGCAACAACCAAACUUUGAUCACGAGCAGGUGAAUCUACUGGAAAACAACCUUCCACCCAAUCUUGAAAUGUUAGCUAUUAUUGUGAAACAAGAGUUUCUUGAAGAAGAAGAAGAAGAAGAAGAAGAAGAAACCGGAGGUUGGGGAUUGAAGUUCUUGAGGAAAUCUACGUUGGUUCGAAAUGAAAGUGGAAGUUCAAGAUCUAAGACAAGUGUUGAUGUUGUGGUUCCAUCAGGGAUUCAUGGAGGGCCAUGUUCGAGUUUGAUAGAGAGGUGGAAAUCUCAAGGAAACUGUGACUGUGGAGGAUGGGACUUGGGUUGUUCCUUAACCCUUCUUAAUGGCCAACUACAAAAUAAUAAUCUCUUGGAGCUAUUCAUAGAGGGAUCAAAACAUGAUACGACUGUACUAAGGAUGGAGCAGCUUCCACGAGGACGCUACUUUGUCCAAUACCAAACAUGGCUAUCUGCUUUGCAAUCUAUCUCGGUUGCUUUAGCAUUCAUACAUAGCCACAGGGCCAUAAACUACUACGACCAAUGAAUCUAUAAUCAUCAUUAGUGUUUUAUAAUUAUUUUCAGCUUUUAGCAAAUAUUUUAAGACAAAAGUAGAAACCAUUGAUAAAUGUCUAGAUAACCAAAAAACAUUUGAAUGUCGUA
Molecule: messenger RNA, 1872 nt
Organism: Brassica napus (rape)
Lineage: Eukaryota; Viridiplantae; Streptophyta; Magnoliopsida; Brassicales; Brassicaceae
Exons: 3
Coding region: 524-1756 (410 amino acids)
Source: RefSeq, a predicted model, not a curated record